AUGGAAAGCCAGUAUAAUCAGUUACUUUCUCUAUCGAAAACCGUCGGUGCCUUUUACGAGGAUGUUUAUGCCCCGGUUCUGCAGGCGUUGCCGUGGAUCGACGACGGAACUGGCCUGAAGACAGCCAGCGAGAAAGUUCUUAGUAACAUUACCUUUCCAACCUAUGAACUUUCUAACUACAAAAACCAGAAGGCAAGUCAGCAAACAAUCGCCAAAUUGCGCCAACGCUGCGACGAGCUGGAGUCAAUCUAUCAUACAAUGCAAGACAAACUGCGCCCAUUGCUCGAGAAACUGUCUCUAAACGAUCGCAGCUGGGAAAAGUUGAAAGAAAUGGUCCCAAAAUGGAAAAACCUCAACAGUUCGGAUGCGCUUCCCUUAAGCAUGCAUCAGGCUGUCGAAGAGUCAUUCUUUUCCAAGAAUAUGUUGAUGGUGAUGUCUGCUACAAAUUUUACAAGACCAGCUGCGCCUGCAGUUUCACCUGCUGAAUCUGUGCUCGGGAAGCUGAUGGCUGAAAAAAUUAAGUCCAUGCACGCGCAGGGAAAGAGCGAUCAUGAUAUUGCAGUGGAAUUCGGUUCUCAUGGACUUUGGCUGGAAAGAUCUUUCCUGCACGCGAUUCGAUAA
Molecule: messenger RNA, 621 nt
Organism: Pocillopora meandrina
Lineage: Eukaryota; Metazoa; Cnidaria; Anthozoa; Scleractinia; Pocilloporidae
Source: the annotation of a GenBank genome assembly